Laccaria bicolor S238N-H82 is the source of this 2150-nucleotide messenger RNA. RefSeq lists its product as uncharacterized. The record is from RefSeq and is a predicted model, not a curated record. NCBI's taxonomy places the organism in Eukaryota, Fungi, Basidiomycota, Agaricomycetes, Agaricales, Hydnangiaceae. Bases 1 to 1917 code for a protein of 638 amino acids. The transcript has 8 exons.
AUGGACGAUGAAGACUACUCGGACCUCACCGACAUUGAGAGCGACGACGAUCAAUUCAAGAAAAAGUCGAAGAACUCUGGACCCAAGGAGAGAGGUGGCUACCGGAUCAAGAAGGCCCUCAAGGUUCCCAGAGCGACAACCUACACAGCUCAGGCUUUAUACGGUACGAUACAUAACUGUGAUAUCAACCUCGAACCCGAAUAUCAGCGAGACGUUGUGUGGCCCGAGUCAAAGCAAAUCGGCAUUAUAGACUCCAUAUUCCGCAAUUUCUACAUCCCCCCUGUUAUUUUUGCGGCCAAUUCUUUUGAAGAUGGGUCGGAGACAAAGACGUGCAUCGAUGGCAAGCAGAGGUUGACGUCGAUCCAUAGGUUUAUGGAUGGCUUAAUACCCCCGUGUAAUAGACAAGGACCCGCAUCUAGUAUCUCAGGUGAAAAGUGGUGGUUCAAGGAUGUACCGGGUCUGAAGACCACCACUAAAACUCGCAGGAUUCUCCCCGAAAAGCUCCGAAAGCUCUUUGUGAACAAGCAGAUUGUGUGUGUUGAGUAUCAGGACAUCACCGAUGCUGACGAGCGUGAAAUCUUCCAGAGAGUGCAAUUGGGAAUGGCGCUUACCCCAGCGGAGAAGCUCCAAGUCAUUAACACCCCGCGUGCCGCCUUCAUCCGCGAGCUCCAAACUCUCCAUCUUAAGGAAGAGGGCGGCCUGUCGGGUGAAGGACUCGAAUGGGACCGUAGUCGCGGUAGUGACUUCCGCGGCAUAGCCCAGGCCGUCUGGUGCAUGGACAAACUCCCCUCACUCAAGUCUGUCGGCAGCCACUCCCAGCUUGAAAAGUGGCUCAGCGCCAGUGACGCGAUGAACCCCACUUUCCGAACCAAAGUCCAGGAUACGUUCCGCAUAUUCUCUGAUCUUGUUCAAGAUCCGAAGCUGAACAAGGUGUUCAAGAAGCCCGCGAAGGUGUCUCCUGUGGAGUUCGUCUUCAUCAGCACGUUGAUCUGCGCGCACAAGGACAAGUUUUCGAUGCCACAGCUGUCUGCUGCGAUUGGACAAAUGCGGGACGACGUCAGGCAGAAGCACGUCGAUAUUCGAAUGAACACCCGCGUGUCCAGGUGUCUGAUGGACUUCAUUGGCGACCUCGCACCAGCUAAAGUCGCGGGUGAUCUGGGGAUACCUGCUGGGUUUCAAGCUGGGGGUGAGAAAAGGAAGAGGAAGGCAGUAGACGAUCGGGAGGAGGAGUUAGAGGACGGCGAAGAUGAUGAGGAGUAUCAGCCCAAGACGAAGAAGAAAGCAGGUGCGAGUUCUUCAAAGCCUGAUGCACCAAAGUCGACACCUCGGACCGCGUCAAAGCCAUCUUCUGCACCAGCUCCUUCACCAUCGAACGCGCCAACCUCGCGCCUUGCUGUCCUGCGUGCAACUAAAGAGUCAUUAGCUAUGAGCCGCGCCGCACCGUCCCCUUCAAAGCCCCCAACAAUCCCCCAAAAAUCAUCUACUUUACCCGCACCACCUUCGAGCAUGGGUACCGAACAGCCCGUCCCGCCUAUGCUCCCUUCCCCAGGACAUCAAUUCACGUUCCCCUCCAGCUCCUUCAGCCACCAGCAGCAGCAGCAGCACAGCAUACAACAAGCUGCACUGCAGCAGCCUAGCCUGCCGUCGCCUACUAUAGCUGGUCCUUCGUUGGAGGCCUCGUUGAUGGCUGCGAUGAGGCAGCCCGAGGCACGGCGGCAGGACCACGCGCCUCCUCCGAGGAGUGCCUCUGCUUCGGGAUAUGGUGAUCGUGCAGGGAGACCGUAUGAUGAUCGGCCUGGGUCUGGGUCGGGAAGGUAUGAUGGGAGGUAUGAGAAUGAUAGAGGGCCAGGUUGGACGGGGGGUGGUGAGUAUUCGAGUAAGAGGGCGACAGAUAACGGGUGGCCUGCGAGGCGUUGAGGCUUUGAGUGACAUUGCGCCGAGGCACAAGAUUCAAGAGUCAAUUCAAGUUAAGUGCACCUUCGUUAUCAUGAUUCUUUGGCUUUUUUCAUGCAUGUAUGGUUCGUUUUCCCUUCCCUUCUACGUUCUUGGUUCGAAAUUGUUAUUGGCGUACUGUCCGUUGGGUUCUACCCGAGUAAUAGUAUGUUUGUACAAAUGAGUACAUACAUAUUUUGAAAUGACUUUGUCACUGG